Parnassius mnemosyne (clouded apollo) is the source of this 2366-nucleotide messenger RNA. Lineage: Eukaryota; Metazoa; Arthropoda; Insecta; Lepidoptera; Papilionidae. The record is from the annotation of a GenBank genome assembly.
AUUCCCACUCGGAUAUCCGAUUGGGACGUUCGCCUUUGCCUUCUGUGUUGAGACGAUAAUAAUAGUCUUUAAAUAUUUGAGACUAAAGAUUGUGUACAGUUUUAUUUGGACCGUCAGUUUUUUUUAAUCUAAUUAUUAUAACCAUGAAGGCGUUUGUGAUCGGCUUUGUAAUGUUCUUGAUCGGGACAGCGCUCACAGACAUAGCCAGCGAAUGUAACCUGGCUGGGUUUUAUAUGGAGCUGGGCUGCACGCCGAUACCCAAUGCUGACAACAGCACCAAGUGCCCCGACGCCUUUACGUGUCCAGACUUACAUCCGGACCCUAGCAUGUGCUAUUACAGGGGUGUCCCAUAUAGAGAUCGCACUAUGAUUCCGCAGAAUAUGAUCAAGAACCCUUGUUCCCUCGCGUGCCAAUGCAGUGUGUCCGGCAAGCCGAGGUUCGACUGCGCCGCCGUUGACUGUGUGGAGACGUUCGACACGGAUCUACAACAGCAAUGUAUCAAUACAUACGAGUUAGGCUCAUGUUGCAGUUCGGGAACUGUGUGUGGUAAAGAUGCGAUAGCGAGCUUGAAAACCUGCGAAGUGGACGGACAAACCUACAGAGAGGGUGAAUCGUUUGAGCCCAAAAACAGCCGUAAAACUUGUGUCUGCACUGCGCAGUGGAACGGGACCCUGGACGACCCGAAAAACUGCCGGGAUAUCAACUGCGGUAUCGAGAUACAUUACCAGGACAAGUUGUUCCAGAACUGCGCGCCCAUCUUCUUGGGGAGCGACGCCUUUUGUCCAAUCGCUUUUACGUGCCCAACAAAUACGUCAAAAGUGAUCCGCGGGCUCAAUUUACGUGCAGUGAGUGCGGAAUGUGUUUUCGGGAACGUCACUCUAUCGGUUGGAGACGAGGUGACAGUUGACGAGAAAUGUACCAAAUGUAAGUGCAAUGUACCACCCUUCGUAUCGUGCACCAAGAAGAACAGCUGCAAUGAAUAGUUUCACCUAAUUCUUAAGGGAAAAGUUUAUGUGUGUGUGAAAGGACCGAAAUAUGUUUUAUUAAACAUUACGUUAUAAAAAUGUUAAGUCUUCAAUAAGUUUAAUUGUGAAACUGUUUUGUUAUUUGGAAGUAAAGACUAGAAAUUGGUUGGGGGGUGACUCGAACUUUAGGCCUAGUCAGUUUGAAUAGCCUAUCAUUAGAGGAUGUCAUGGGGGUCAUGGUUGAAUAGGGGCAAAAUGUUCUCAUUAAACUCCUGGAGGUCAAAAUGGCCAAAAACCAAAAAAAAAUUCUUAUUUCGGCUAUAACUCCGCUUCCUUCGGAGGUGCUUACACAGUCUUUACUUCCCGCAUCCCACUAGUUAAAUAAGUAUAGGAAUGUUAAAAGAAACAAGUUCAGACCAACAAAAAAGAUGAUGGAGCGCUGCGUACACUUUAAGUUUCUGCGUAUUGUUAGUAACUAUUAGUUUAUCUGUGGUAUUAUAAGAACAUACGCACUUACGCAAACAUAUCUAAAAUCUUUUGGCAGCAGUGAACUUUUACAGGCUGUUUAAAAAAAAAGUUGUGUGCCUGGAAUGCGUGUUAAAAAGUAUUGUUACGGUAUCACUUCAAAAAUUUACGCAGUGCUUUGUCUAGUUUUCUUCUUUUUUGGUCUGAGUUACAAGACAACAAAUUAUAUGAAAAGGGUGUAAAAUGAAAAAAUACAUUUUGAAUUAAAAUUUUUAAUAAAUUUAUUUUAUUUAAAAAAGGUCCUUAAUACUAUAUUGAUUUACAUUGUUUUAUUACAUUGUAAUAAUGAUUAAUUAAAAAUCCUUUAAGUUUUUUUUAUUAAAGAGUACAUAAUAUUAUGUUACACGAAAACAUUUUUUCAAAAAUAUAGGAAUCGAAAAAAAGCCCCUACAUAAUUAUAUAAAGUUAGGUUUUAUUUUAUGUAUAAUAAGUACUUAAUAAUACGUUUCUAUUAGGUUAUAUUUAAAUUGUAAUAAUUAUUAAUAAACAUUACAAAGCUACACAAAAUAAAUGUAUAAACUUAAAACUAUUAGGGAUAUUUACAAUUAUGUACAAAGCACACAGCCUUAAGAGGAAUUUUGUAAAUUAUGUUUAGCUAACUUUGCUUAAACUUACAUAAAUUUUGUGACGACUUCUUAUCUAUUUACGUACUUAAUAAUUAAUAAAGCAAUUGUUAAAUGCAUUUUAAAUGUUCUAUAUUUAAUAAUAAUCUCUUGAACACAUUUUAUCAUUGUUAAAGUUAUUUAAAAAUUAAGUUACAAAAAUAAAAUUUGUAGAUCUUAUACAUAACUUUUAUUUAUUUACCUAGGAACGUUAAGUGUAUUGGCAGUAUUUUGACUAUUCAUAAAUGUUAUAAUAUAAUAAAGCUAUAUAUAG